Molecule: messenger RNA, 4045 nt
Organism: Brassica napus (rape)
Lineage: Eukaryota; Viridiplantae; Streptophyta; Magnoliopsida; Brassicales; Brassicaceae
Product: putative E3 ubiquitin-protein ligase LIN-1
Exons: 14
Coding region: 73-3807 (1244 amino acids)
Molecular function (GO): protein binding
Source: RefSeq, a predicted model, not a curated record
CUCUCACUUCACUUCUUCUCUCAUCUUAUCCCCAUAAAACCAUCUAAAACUUGUGUGCAACAGUAUCAGAAAAUGGCUUCUCCUCCAAAUCUGAUCUCCUGUAACGAGAGUUCUGAUCUUGAAUCCAUUCAGGAAAUUGUAGUUUCCAUCAACGACUACAUUCUCAGCGUAGUAUCAAAUCCUGAAGUAUGGUUUUCACUUAAGCAGCAAUGCAUUAGCAUGUUAAGCAUUGAAGAGGAGAAUACUCUCUUUGAAUUCUCCUCUGAACACUCUGCUCUCUCGAAUCUCUAUUGGGGAAUCGAAAGCAUCGAAGCUUCUUUACAACCAGAGAGCUCUGAAGAGAAGAUGUCUCGCCUCAGAAACUCAGAGAGGAUGCUUCAAAUGCCUGCGUUGCUUGACGAACAAGGAACCACCACUUCAGGUGUUCCCAACUCAACCUUGGUUGCUUUCUCUUACUUCUACCUCUCCAUUGUAAGCUGUAUCCAAGGUGAUUCCCUGCAGACAACUUUGCAUUUUCUCCAGUCAGUUUUGGUCUCACCUGAUGUCCUGAGAAACGAGAUUGCCCCUGAGCUCUGCGAGUGCCUUUUCUUCACUCCUGGUGUGUCUAAGUCAGAUGAAGAGAUCAGAGAGAUUGCAAGAAAGUAUAAAUAUAGAGCAACUUAUUACCAGGUUAUAUCAUAUGGAAAGAAUCAUCAACGAUCAAGUGAAUGUACAGAGAAACAACUUCAAAGGCCAAAUAAAUAUAGGCCAGAUAUAUCUACAGCUAAUGGACAUUCAUUUGCAGAGAAGCUAGAGUUAUCUGAAACCUGUGAGGUAUGUUUAUUAAUGACCAUAACAUUUUCUUGUAACAUUAUUACCUUAUUUAACUUCUUGUUGAAGUUAUUGCAGUACCAGAACCUCCAGGGUGUUGAUAUGCAAGAAGAUGAGCUUAAUGACAUCUUUAACAAACUCAAAGCAUCAAGGCCAUGUUUGGAUUGGAACCUGCAUGAAGAUUACAAUCCAGAGCUUGGAAAAAACACAAGAGUCAUGAGCCUCAAUGACUUCUUGAAUGACUCUCAGCCAACCAAAUCAUAUAAUGAAGAGACAUUAGCCAAGCGAUCCCACAGUUUAAUCGGUCAUUUUAACCGCUCCAUCUUUGACAUUCAGGCUCAGCAAGCAUACAAAACCAGGAAUGCACACAUAGAAGAUGUCUCUUCUUUGAGGAAACUGGAGUUAGAAGAAGAUUCAGCCUAUGGUUCCAUAACUUUUGAAGGAAUGAGGAGGAAUCUGCAAACCAUAAGACUAGGAGAUGGAGUUCAGACGCAUUCAAGAAGAGCUAGGAGAAUGAGUCUAUGGGAGAAUCUUCAGAGCUUUAUAAAGGAAGUUCUAGGGAAUGAUGAUGAGAAGUAUCUCUCAGAGGUUACAAUGAUCUAUCAAAUGCUCAACGGUAAACAAGGAGUCAAGUAUAGUAUGCUCAAGGAUGUGAUUCUAGAUCAGCUGCUUAUGGCCAUUUCAAGUUCUGAGGAGAAAAAUGUGAUUAAAGCAUCCAUGACCGCACUUACCAAGAUCAUAUCAGUCAAUAGAACAGCUAUAGAGGAAGUCAAGAGGAAGGGUUUGAAUCUAAGCCAUUUAGCAAACGCCCUGAAACAAAAUGUGCAAGAAGCAGCUAUUCUCAUCUACCUGAUAAAGCCAUCUCCAACAGAAAUAAAAAGGCUUGAGCUGUUACCAGCUCUUGUGGAUGUUGUUGCAUCCACUUCUUCUUCUUCUUGUUCUUACACGUUUAGACCUUCACCUCCUCUUCUGACACCUCCUGCAGCAUCACUGAUGAUUAUUGAAGUGCUUGUCACUGCUUUUGAUCAUGCUACAAACACAAUGCACUUGGCUGAGAUCAGCUCUCCUAAUGUCCUUGGUGGACUUCUUGAUGUUGCAAAAAGUGGAAACUCAGGGGAGUUCAUCUCCUUGGCCAGAGUUUUAGUCAAAUGCAUGGAGUUUGAUGGAGUUAACAGGAAGUAUAUCUAUCAGCACACUCAAGUGGCUCCUUUUGCGCAUCUAUUGCAGAGCAAUGACAGAGAAGAAAUCUUCAUUGCUCUUCAGUUUCUCCAUGAGGUCCUGAAGAUACCAAGGUCAUCAGCUAUUAAGAUACUGCAGCAGAUAAAGAAAGAUGGAAGUUUUGACAUUCAGGAUACAUUGCUGCAGUGUAUUAAACAGUUGCAGGGAGAUCACAGACUCUUUGCAGCAGAUAUAUUGCUUCAACUGAAUGUGCUGGAGUCCCCUCCUGAGAGCAAAAAGUUCAGAAAUGAGGCCACAAGAGCUCUCCUUGAAGCAGCUACAUAUAGUGAAUGCUCAAAUAUGCAGAUUUUAUCAACAUUGAUUCUUUCGAAUAUCGGUGGAACUUAUUCAUGGAAAGGAGAACCAUACACUGCUGCUUGGCUGAUGAAAAGAGGAGGUCUAAGUUCUAUGUCACACAUGAAUAUGAUAAGAAACAUAAACUGGUCAGAUGAAUGCUUGCAGGAUACAGGAAUAGAUGGUUGGUGUUGUAAGAUAGCAAGAAGAAUUAUUGAGACAGGAAAAGCCACGUUUUGCGGUUUACAAGAAGGUCUGAAGAGUAAAAACAAGAAUGUUGCAAAGGCAUGUCUUAUAGCCAUUGCAUUGCUCAGCAUAGAGAUUUCAAAAGGUCCAAAUAGUUUAAAAUAUUCAGCAUGUGAAGUCUUACUUGAAGAGAUAGCACAGUUUUUACACCCUGGUUUGGAGCUUGAAGUGAGACUUCUUGCUUGUAUAUGCAUCUACAAUUUUAGCUCUGGCAAAGGGAUCCACAAACUAAUCAAUUUUUCGGAAGGAGUUAGAGAGUCUUUAAGACGUCUUUCAAGUGUGACUUGGAUGGCAGAUGAACUGCAUAAAGCAACAUAUUAUCUAUUCAGCAAAUCAGACCAGAGGAUAUCUUGUGUUCAUACACAAACCAUAGAGAUGCAUCAAUCUGGCAGUGGAGCUGUAACAGCCCUCAUCUACCAUAAAGGCUUGCUAUUUAGUGGAUACUCAGAUGGUUCAGUCAAGGUGUGGAAUGUGGAUGAGAAAUUAUCAUCCACACUUCUUUGGAACAUCAAGGACCACAAAAGCGCUGUAACAUGCUUUUCAGUUUGUGAAACAGGAGAGAGUGUGUUAAGUGGAUCUGCAGAUAAAACUAUCAGGAUAUGGCAGAUAGUUAAAGGAAAGCUGGAAUGUGUUGAAGUCAUAAAAACAAAAGAAUCAAUAAGGAAACUGGAAGCAUUUGGAAAUAUGAUCUUUGUCAUAACCAAGGGGCAUAAAAUGAAGAUGCUUGAUUCCUCAAGAACAUCUCAAAGUAUCUUCAAAGGUAAAAGUGUGAAGAGUAUGGUAGCAGCCCAAGGAAAGGUGUACAUAGGAUGCAUAGAUUCAAGUAUACAGGAAUUAAUACUCGCAAAUAAACGGGAGAAAGAGAUCAGAGCACCAACGAGGAGCUGGAGAAUUCAAAACAAGCCCAUCAGCUCAGUGGUUGUGUACAAAGACAUGUUAUAUAGCUCAAGCACCCAUGUUGAGAUGUCCAAUAUCAAGGACUUGAGAAGGAGUUAUGAGCCCCAAAUGUCAAUAUCAGCUGAAAAGGGGUCCAAUAUAGUAGCCAUGGGUGUUGUUGAAGACUUCAUCUACUUGAAUCGAAGUUCAUCCACAAGCACUAUUCAGAUUUGGUUGAGAAGGACACAACAGAAAGUGGGAAGGUUAUCAGCAGGAAGCAAGAUAACAAGCCUCCUUACUGGUAAUGACAUUGUUUUUUGCGGUACAGAAGCUGGAGUAAUCAAGGGAUGGGUUCCGUUAUAGCACAAAAGACAAGGAUACGAGGUAGACAUUACAUUUCCAACAAUCAGCUCAAAGUUAUGAGUAAAUAGGUACACAGCUAUAAAAUAGUGUGAAAUGAAUAAGCUUAUUGUGAUAUUUGUACAUGUAUUACAUAUAUGUAAGAUUGUAGUUGAGUCGUCCAUUUCACUUAUGUGUAGAUAGAUGUUGACUUUUAAAGUAUUUAUGAUCUUGAACUGAAUAUAUAUAUCAGUACCUUGCA